Molecule: messenger RNA, 3585 nt
Organism: Thunnus maccoyii (southern bluefin tuna)
Lineage: Eukaryota; Metazoa; Chordata; Actinopteri; Scombriformes; Scombridae
Product: calponin homology domain-containing protein DDB_G0272472-like
Exons: 3
Coding region: 780-3266 (828 amino acids)
Molecular function (GO): GTP binding
Source: RefSeq, a predicted model, not a curated record
CAGUUAGCAGCACCAGUUGAAUUUCUGUCUUGUGGGUUUCCAGCAGAGUGACAGUAUGGCUGCAGCUUCUGAUGAUCUGCAACCACUGAAGCGCAACAGUAGCUAUGAAUGGCUGCCACCUCGCAGUAAGUCAAACUGACCUUAGUCAGAAAUAUUCUGGUGUUUAAUGAGAUCUGAUGGUCCAAAAUGUCUGGUUUAAUGAAAUAUACAAGAUUAAUGGCUGACAGAGUUUCUCCAAAUCUGCCUUUAAACUGCUGUGAUUCUCUCUGGUUGAUAAUUUGAGCUGCUGAUUUUGGAUUAAAUCUGCACACAGUUGCCUUGAAUAAUUCAUAGUUUUUUUCUUCUCAGUGUCUGAGCUGAGGGUUGUUCUGCUGGGGAACAGCUGGUCUGAGAGGAGUUCAGUGGGGAAUUUCAUACUGGGAAAGACUGAGUUCAACACUGAGGAAGAACCAAACUGCUGUCUGAGAGUCAGAGGACAGUUGAAAGAGAAAGAAAUAGUUCUCAUCAACACCCCAGAUCUGCUGCUUCCAAACAUCUCUGAAGACAAACUAAGAAAACAUGUAGAAAACUGUGUGAGUCUCUCUGAUCCUGGACCUCAUGUGUUCCUGCUGGUUCUACAACCUGAAGACUUCACUGAGGAACACAAACUGAGACUCUGCAGAGUUCUUCAACUCUUUAGUGAUCAAUCAUUUGAUCAUUCACUGAUAUUGAUAUCACCAACCAGAGAGGAGAGUUCAGGUUUCAUAGAAAACUACAAGAACCAUCCUCACUUAAACAAGAUGAUCAAAAUGUGCAGAUACAGAUACUUGAAGCAGAAGGACCUUGAACUUCCAGAGCUGUUAACGCGUUUGGGUCAAACUGCACAAGAGAACAAUGGAGAACAUCUGAGCUGUAAUGUAUUUGAUGAUCAGGAUGCUGGUUUAAACAUGGGACCAAAGUCUGAACACAUGAAACCAGUUUUAAAGCUGGUUCUGUGUGGGAGGAGAAGAGCAGGCAAGACUUCAGCAGUCAAGGCCAUUUUAGGUCAGACAGAGCUUCAUUCAGACUCCAACUCAUCAGAGUGUGUUAAACAUCAGGGAGAGGUGUGUGGACGUUGGGUGUCCCUGGUGGAGCUGCCUGCCUUGUAUGGAAAACCUCAGGAGGCAAUGAUGGAGGAAUCAUUCAGGUGUAUCUCCCUCUGUGAUCCUGAGGGUGUCCAUGCCUUCAUCCUGGUCCUACCUGUGGAUCCCCUCACUGAUGAAGACAAGGGAGAGUUAAAGACCAUCCAGAACACAUUCAGCUCUCCAGUCAAUGACUUCACCAUGAUUCUGUUCACUGUGGAGUCAGAUCCUACAGCUCCAGCUGUUGAUGACUUUGUAAGAAAGAACAGAGACAUCCAGGAGAUCAUUCAGAGCUGUGGAGGAAGACAUGUUGUUCUCAACAUCAAGGACAAGCAGCAGAUCUCUGAGAUGUUGGAUACUGUGGAGAAGAUGAGACAAUCUAAAAAUAAACCACGUUUCUAUACAUCACAUAUGUUUGCACAUGCUCAGAUGGAUAAAGUCAUACAACAAGAAAAACACAUCAACAUACAACAAGCUGAACUUGAGAGGCUGAAAAACAAGAACAAGAUCACUUGUGAUGAUGAGAAUCGGAGCUCAGAGAGUCUCAGGAUUGUGCUGAUAGGGAAGACUGGCUGUGGAAAGAGCUCUUCAGGAAACAUCAUUCUGGGAAGACAAAAGUUUAAAACUGAAAUAAGCCAAACAUCAGUCACCAAACUUUGUCAGAAAGCACAGAGUGAAGUAGACGGUCGUCCUGUCGUUGUGGUCGACACUCCUGGUCUGUUUGACACAAACUUGUCCCAUGAACAAGUUAAUGAGGAGAUGGUGAAAUGCAUCAGUCUUCUGGCUCCAGGACCACAUGUCUUCCUGUUGGUGGUACAGAUUGGCAGAUUAACACAAGAAGAGAAGGAGACAUUAAAACUCAUCAAGGAAGGUUUUGGGAAGAAUUCAGAAAAAUUCACCAUCAUUCUUUUCACAAGAGGAGAUUUACUGGAACGUGAGAGCCUGUCCAUUGAGGAUUACAUUAAGAAGAAAUGUGAUGAUUCAUUUAAGAAGCUGAUUGAUGACUGUGGAGGAAGAUACCAUGUGUUUAAUAACUUUGAUAAAAAAAACCGCACACAAGUCAGUGAACUGAUAAACAAGAUUGACUCCAUGGUGAAGAAAAAUGGCGGCAGCUGCUUCACCAAUGAGAUGCUGCAAGAGGCCGAGGCAGCAAUAAAGAAGGAAGUGGAGAAGAUCCUGAAGGAGAAGGAAGAAAAGAUGAAGAGAGAGAGAGAGGAACUUGGAAGAAAACAUGAAGAAGAAAUGAAGGCAAUGAAAAGACGAAUAGAAAAACAGAGAGAAGAAAUUGAAAAGGAGAGAAAACUGAGAGACAAACAACUUCAGGAGAAGGAGGAAAAGAUUCAGAAAGAACGUGAAGAGAGAAAGAGAGAACAGGAAAAGAGAGACGAAGAAGACAAAAAGAGGAAAAACCAGGAAGACAUUCAAAGACAGGAGUGGGAACAAAAACUUGCAGCUUUGGAGAAAAAGAUAAAGUUAGAAUCAGAAGAAAAACAAAACAUUGAUAAACAGCUGAUGCAGAACAGAGAAGAGAUGAGAAAACAACGAGAGGCCUGGGAGAAGAAACAAAAAGAAAUGUGGGAGAAACGAAAUCAAGAAGAUGAAGAGAGACGACAGGAAGAACAGAGAAGAUUAAAAAAGCUCCAAGAAGAAUAUGAGGAAGAAAGAGAAAAAUAUGAAAAGAAAAGAAAAGAAGAAGAUCAAACCAGAAAAGAACAAGAGGAGAAAGAGAGAAAAGAAUUAGCGGAGAACUACAAGAAAAAACUGGAUGAAACGAAGAUGAAAUAUGAAGAGGAGGCCAGAAAACAAGCUGAAGAGUUCAAUGAAUUCAAAGAGAAACACAUCAAGGAAUUUGAAGCUCAGAAGCAAGAACAUGAGAAACAACUGAAAGACAAAGAUCAGCAGUAUGACCUGUUAAAGGCACUAAAAUUCAACAAAGAAAAAGAAAUGAGGAAAAAACAUCGAGCAGAAAUCAAUGACUUUGUGAAAUCUGUGACAGAAAAGAGAGAAAAUCUGAACAAAGUCAAAGACUUACUGACAACACAUGAAAACCAAAUGAAGACUGUGACAGAUGAGAAAAGAGAAAACCUGCUAAAAAUCCAAGAAGAAGAAAUAAGCAACCUGAUGCAGGAACUUUUGGAGGAGAAAUCUUCCUGUUGCAUUUCAUGAGAUGAUUUGUUUUAUGUAAAUGUCACAAAAACAACACAGUUACAGAUUUACUUACUGUGUUACAUCUAGUUGUAAUAGUUCAUUAACGUGUGUUUAUUCCAUCAGCAUGGAUGUAUACAUGAUGUGUCAGGUGUGUGUAUAUAUAUGUAAAUAGAUGUGUGGGGGAACAAGGAGGUGAUUGGUGCACCAGGUCAGUCCAGUUAAUCACUGUUUGUUCGGCUCUUAAAAGAAAAUGAGAUCCUAAAACCACUAAAGCUCCUGCAGGUUUAGGUUUGAUAAAAACUGUGUCUCUGCUUGAAAUGUUCUCAGAACCUGAUCC